Molecule: messenger RNA, 1233 nt
Organism: Penicillium antarcticum
Lineage: Eukaryota; Fungi; Ascomycota; Eurotiomycetes; Eurotiales; Aspergillaceae
Product: putative C2H2 finger domain protein
Exons: 2
Coding region: 1-1233 (410 amino acids)
Source: RefSeq, a predicted model, not a curated record
AUGCACAUUGAAAGCGGGAACUGCCCCGUGGCCAACAAAGACGGUCAGCGCCGCGACGAGGUGAAGGCCAAGGCUCCUGUUGAGCCAAGUAUCCUGGACAUGGGUCGCUACACCUCCUCUUCUGAGUCUGACGCUCCUCAUUCUGCUGUCUCCAGUGAGGACAAUGAGCAGGAAGGUGGAGUCAGACUCGACCAAACAUCAGCCCAAGCCCGGCUCGCAACCAAGCCGUCUCUUGACUUUGAGCCUGGCGGCGUGUCUCUUCCCCAGCCUAUUCCUGUGUACGCCCCGGACUCAGCUCACGAUGAACGUACUCCACCCUUUGACCCCACUGAGCAAGGCAACACACUCGAGUGGAUGGCUCAGCUUGAUGAAAUGACCCCAACCCUCAACUCUGAAGCCACUAUGCCAGCUCACCAGCAGAUUCCCGUUUACACAGCGGAAUCUUUCGCCGAUGGACUUAAUCGCCGUGCGAGAGCCACUGAUCGAAGCGUUCCAUUACCGCUGUCGAUGCUUUACGAGCAUCUCUACAUCAGCCCUAUGACUGCUAGCACCGUCUCUGGCCACCAGCCAAUUCGUCUUUGCCCCGCAUAUGAUUUCCACGGUGGAAUUUCCCCUCCUGCUGAUCCCAAUGAGCGGCCCGGCUUGGUGAUGUUGUCCGAAACAGUCCGGCGAGCCGACGUCACAGCCUCUCGCGCCGGCGAUACUGACCCAAACAACCCAUUUGCUUCGGACUUCAAUUAUGAGGGGGCAGGACUUUCCAAGCAUGACUUGAGUGUCCCAGGCCCAAGCAUCAGUUCUCCUCACAAUCUUCGGAAUGUUGACCCUCAGGAAUUCUGGAAUCUAGAGAAGGGGCGUUUUGUCUGCAACUGUGGUGUUUCCUUCCUGACAGCCCGUGAGUUCAGCACUCACAUCAUUCUUGAUGAUGGUGGUACCAUCAAAGACUGUCCCCGCUGCUUCAAACGCUUCGAGAAGCUAGCCGCCCUCGUCGCCCACGUCGAAGAACCUCAGUCCAAGUGCGCCAUCUUCGCAGAUGAUCACAUUGACGAUGAGAUCAACGAGAUUCCUCGUGGCUUUGCUACAUUCAGGAGCCACCACGAUGAGCUCGACAUGGAUGAGAGCCUUAUCGACAUGGGUACUACCAGCGAGGUUCAGAAGAUCACUACUGCUACUCAUGCCGGCGAGGACAAGAAUCUGACCGAGGAGCUGCGACGCUUGAAGUUUGAGGAGAAGUAG